Neohortaea acidophila is the source of this 1116-nucleotide messenger RNA. RefSeq names its product phosphatase 2C-like domain-containing protein. The transcript is spliced from 2 exons. The record is from RefSeq and is a predicted model, not a curated record. Lineage: Eukaryota; Fungi; Ascomycota; Dothideomycetes; Mycosphaerellales; Teratosphaeriaceae. Bases 1 to 1116 code for a protein of 371 amino acids.
AUGCCCUACAUCCCCUUCCGCCCCUCCUCUUCGUCGUCUCUCGCACAGGGCAAAUUCACCUACCGCAUAGGCGCCUCUUCGGCGGCCAAGAGAGCUCCUCAACGCCAACCGCAGUACAACCGCGACUACUUCCUCUACCCCUCGACCAACACCCCGGCGCAACAACCCUACCUACGCAGCACGAAGGACGUCAGCGGCGAGGAUGCCUUCUUCGCCACUACCAUCGGGCCGGGGAAUGCGCACGCCGUGUCUUUCGGCGUCGCGGAUGGCGUAGGCGGAUGGCAGGAUCAAGGGGUGGAUCCGAGUGAUUUCAGCCACGGCAUUGUGGGCUACAUGGCGGGCAGCGCGCAUCUGUUUGACGAGAAGGAGGAGAAGAAGCGACUGCGGCCGUUAGCGCUGCUGCAAACAGCGUUUGACGCGGUCAUGGCCAACCCUAGAAUUGUGGCGGGUGGCAGCACAGUCAGUUUGGCGGUCGCAGACGAAACAGGUGCACUGGAGUGCGCCAACCUCGGCGACUCCUCCUUCCUCCUCCUCUCCCCCGGCAAAAUCACCCACCGCUCCCCAAUCCAAACCCACGCCUUCAACACCCCCUACCAACUUUCCAAAAUCCCCGCGCAACUGCAAGCCCAACACGCCAUUUUCGGCAGCCAGCACUUCGCCGAAACGCCGAGCCAAGCCGACGUGACGCGCCACAGCGUGCGGCACGGCGACAUUGUCGUCUUCGCCACGGAUGGCGUGUGGGACAACCUGUCGGCGCAGGAUGCGCUGGGUAUCGUCACGAAGGUGAUGUGCGACGAGGGGUACUGGUUUCAUGAUAAUUCGUCUGGCGAAGAGAUGAUGCUGGAUGAGGGGCUGGUGAGGAAGAUUCCGCAGGAGAUUACGAAGGAUGUUAGGGAAACCUUCCUUCCUGGCUUGCUGGCUACGGCGAUUAUGAGGGAGGCGAAGAGUGCGGGACUGGAUCGGAGGAGGAACAGUCCUUUUGCAAAGGAGGUAAACGCGAGGUAUCCCGACGAAGGCUGGGAGGGUGGCAAGCCGGACGAUAUUGCCGUUGUCGUAUGCAUCGCUGUGCAAGAGGAUGGCGAGGUGCAGGAGAAGCCGAUCAAGGCCAAGCUAUGA